Manduca sexta (tobacco hornworm) is the source of this 1333-nucleotide messenger RNA. It is a transcript of the gene cN-IIIB, whose product is annotated as 7-methylguanosine phosphate-specific 5'-nucleotidase. NCBI's taxonomy places the organism in Eukaryota, Metazoa, Arthropoda, Insecta, Lepidoptera, Sphingidae. Gene Ontology annotation, molecular function: 5'-nucleotidase activity; magnesium ion binding. The coding region runs from base 249 to 1148 and encodes 299 amino acids. Gene Ontology annotation, cellular component: cytoplasm. The transcript is spliced from 6 exons. The record is from RefSeq and is a predicted model, not a curated record.
GUGACAUGUCACUUCAGAUAGCUGGCUGGAAAGGUUGGCAAUUUGCAGUUUUCUUUUUCCUCGAGUCAAGGUUUAUAUUCUCUUUGUCAAGGUUAUACGUGGGACGUAAAUAUCUUAACAAUAUUCUCGUUACAUAUUAAAUAUUAAGAGAGUAGAUCGCAAGAUAACUUUGGAACUUGGACAUCGAUUUGGAAAAAGUGAUAAUUUAUUGGCAGCCAACCAGCUAUUAAAGUACCUAUUCAGAUGAAAUGUUAAAACCCAUGAAGGUUUUAAAUAGUGUCCAAGACUUACCAGAAUUAACGAAAUCGACUGUCCAUCUGAGAAACGAAACGGAAUUGCUGGAGAAACUGAACAAAAUAUUGAAGGACGGUCAUGACAAGUUGCAGAUAGUCACAGACUUCGAUCACACCCUAACACGACACACCCUGGAUAAUGGGAAAACAGUGUUAACUAGUUUUGGUAUGUUUAGAGAGUGCCCGUCUGUCCCACAACACUACAAGGAUGAGGAUAACAGACUAGCUGGUAUAUACAAGCCAAUUGAAUGUGACCCUGUGAUGAGCGUAGAAGAGAAGACCAAGCAUAUGAUAAAAUGGUAUGUUGCAGCACAUCAACUGUUAAGAGGCACGAAGUUCCCCCGAAACGAACUCACAGAUGUGGCUCAAAAGAUGAUAGAGAGUUUCAGGCGAGGUGUAAAAGACAUGAUAUCAUGGUGUGAGACGCAGAAGGUGCCCGUGUUGGUGUUCUCAGCGGGCUUGGGAGAGUCGGUAGUCGCGGCGCUGAAGGCAGCUAACUUCUUACUGCCACAUGUAAAGGUAAUAUCGAACUUCCUCGCAAUGGACGAAGACGACAACAUAGUGGGUAUAAAGGGUGAAGUGAUUCACACUUACAACAAGAACGAGACGGCGAUCAAGAACACAGAGUAUUACGACAUGGUGCAGGAACGCAGUAACGUUAUACUGAUGGGUGAUAACAUCGGUGAUGCCGGCAUGGCCGAGGGCAUGGAGCACUGCGACGUGGUCGUCAAGAUCGGGUAUCUUGGUCACAAAAUCGAGGCCAACCUACCCAACUAUUUAAACAAGUUUGAUAUAGUACUGAUCGACGAUCCGACCAUGGACGUAACGAAUGCCAUAUUAAAACUUUUGCUGUGAUUUAGAUCGUAUUAUAUAUAUUUCGCUGUUUAAGUUUUGCAUUUGUGUUGGAUGCAAUAGAUAAUUUUUGUUUGGAUCCGUCGUGUUGUAAUACAUCCUCGCGAAUAAACUUUAAUUUUAUUGUAUUAAUUCAACAGUUCGUGUGAUCGAUGCCUUAUUUUGUUGAAUUAAACUGUCUAGCAAAA